Molecule: messenger RNA, 3266 nt
Organism: Ciona intestinalis (vase tunicate)
Lineage: Eukaryota; Metazoa; Chordata; Ascidiacea; Phlebobranchia; Cionidae
Source: RefSeq, a predicted model, not a curated record
CAGAAUUAUAAAAGUAAUAGUGUUUCAAAUUUACAUUUAGCAGACAUUCCGAUAUUGCUAGAAAAUUUGUUAUGAAAAGACCUCUACCGUCCGUAAAUACAAAGCCUAUAUCAAUAUGGAUUCGGGGGGCAAGACAUACGGUAUUACGUCGCCCAUCAGUUUAGCUGAGCCGACGGAAAAAGACCGAGUGUUAACCGAGAAGCUAAUCGAACAUAUUGAACCUUAUGGUGUGUUUGAAUCUGAAAGUGAACAUUCAGCUCGUCGGAUUGUCCUUGGAAAAUUAAAUGAAAUAGUGAAAGAAUUCGUUAUGAAUGUCAGUGAAGAAAGGAAACUGCCCCAAUCCUUGAUUGACACAGCUGGAGGGAAGUUGUACACAUUUGGAUCAUAUCGACUUGGUGUAUGCGCCAAGGGUGCCGAUAUUGACACAUUAUGUGUGGUACCCCGUCAUGUGAACAGAUCCGAUUUCUUCUCCGUUUUCUGCACGCUUUUAAAAGAAAGAAGUGAGGUGUCAGAGCUCAGGGCAAUUGAAGAUGCAUUUGUCCCGGUCAUCAAGUUAAAGUUUGAGGGCGUUGAGAUUGACAUCCUCUUCUCCCGUCUUGCUCUACAAGUUGUUCCUCCAGACCAAGAUCUUCGAGAUGAUUCCCUUCUCAAGAACCUGGAUAUCCGAUGCAUCCGGAGUUUAAACGGAUGUAGAGUCACAGACGAGAUCCUACAUCUAGUUCCAAAUAUUGAAAACUUUCGACUUACAUUGAGAGUUAUCAAAUUAUGGGCCAAACGUAAAGGAAUAUACAGUAACAUGCUUGGUUACUUGGGAGGUGUAUCGUGGGCCAUGCUGGUAGCAAGGACAUGCCAGCUUUAUCCCAACGCCAUUGCCUCUACAUUGGUGCAAAGGUUUUUUUGGGUGUUUUCUCAAUGGGAAUGGCCGCGUCCAGUGUUGCUAAAGCAACCUGAAGAGUCCAACACCCUUAACCUACCAGUAUGGGAUCCCCGUUAUAACCCAUCGGACCGACUUCACCUCAUGCCCAUUAUAACCCCCGCAUAUCCGCAACAAAACUCAACUUACAACGUUACCCGGUCAUCCCUGACUGUAAUGAAAGGGGAGUUUAUUGACGGGUAUCGAGUUACCGCUGAGAUCCACGAGAAUAAAUCAAGUUGGUUAAAACUCCUGGAAACUCCAAAUUUUUUCAAUGAAUAUAAACAUUUCAUUGUGCUGAUGGCAAGCGCAGAGUCGCAGGAGAACUUUAACUUAUGGACUGGUCUCGUCGAAUCGAAAAUCCGUAUUUUGGUCGGGUACCUGGAACGUAAUGAUUAUAUACUUAUUGCACAUAUUAAUCAGACGGGGUAUCCUCAGGAAGUCAAAGAAAAAGAUGUCACGACAGCGUACGUCAACAGAUGGUUUCUCGGUCUGAGGUUCGUCAAGGAUUUAAUAAGCACCAACAUAAACCUCACACACGAUAUACAGGCGUUCACUGACACUUUGCACAGACAAGCUCACAACUCAAAGGUCUUUAAAGAAGGAAUGAAGGUUGAAGCCACUUAUUCUCGGAGGAGCCAACUCCCAAAGUAUCUUCCUGAGAGCAUCGCUGCCACCAUCCGAAGAUCAAGCAAAUCAUCUUUAUCAAGAAAGAAGGCGCACGCUGCAGUUGUCAUGGCGUCGAGUCCUUCUUCCAACGACCUCACCAACAGCAAUAUUCGAACUGAAUCCCCCGUAAACAGCACCAAUACCUCACUUAAUAACGUGUCAAUGACAUCCAUUGACUCCGAAGUGUCGCGCGUUCAGACCCCGACCCCGCCACCAGAAGAGCCCACGGCAUCUUCGGCAGCCCCGUGCACGUCGACCGACACCCCAAUGGUCACAUCCCCCAGCAAGCCUCAAAAAUCCGAUUCACCCUCCUCAACGGUUGAAACAAAAUCUUCUGAAUUCGGAAUCACUAGGACAAUAACUGUCCACCGGAAUGAGAUAAAAUCGAAAAAAAAUUACAAAACUUCAGAAAAGCGUGCCCCGUCUCCGCUGGCAUCUGCCAUACCCACAGUGAACAACUCGCGAAUGAACCACGUCCGUCCAAUGGAGUCUAACCACACAACACCGAUGCAUAUACAAACCAUACCUGUAUUAUCACGACAUACUUCUGCUCAUCAUCAGUCUUCAUCUGAUACAAUAUACUCCACCAACCAGGUCUCUCAGAUUCCAUCUUUCUACCAAACCCAGCACCCGAUUCAAACUAUAAACAGGAACCAUGUUAUGGUAACGCCAUUCACCACUAUACAACAAAUCCCAAGCUACCAGGCGUACCAGCAAAUUCCAAGCCAUGUCCCUAUACAGAUGGGACACAGGCAAGCCAACCCUGGAAACCUACACAACAUGCAUACGAUGAGAACUCACUCGGAGCCUAUGGAUCUUAAGGGGAGUUCCCUAAAAAGGCCCCAUUCACCCAUCCAACCGGAGCUUGUACAGAUCCACAACAAACUGUUCAGCCCCCAGAGAAGUUCAACUAUUGGGAGCGGGGUAAAAUCACCCAAUCAGAGAUCUGGAAGUGAAUUGUCCGACUCUCCGUCUCAUAUUCGAACUGUCCCACUUCUCAAAGACAACAUUAAACUAAAAACCAAAAUUGGAACUCAUUCUAACCACAGAUGACAAGAAACAUGAUGCCCAUACAGGGUCUAGUUGCAGAUGUCAUCAAAAUUUAGCUGCAGUUGAUUGGAGGUCAACACUGCUUGGGCAUGCGGCAACACUGGCAAACAAUGGGUAUGUAAGUGAGAAGUAGCAGCCGGCCAGAUUGACUACGGUUUUAUGUUUCAUUGCGCCCCGUUUUUUCGUGUCUUUCUUUUAAAAAAAAGUACAAAAUCAAGAAAAAAAUGUGAUCAUGGCUGAAACUUUUGACGAGAGCGUUUCUGGCAACAAUCAAAGUUUAAAAGAAGAAUUUUUGUUUUCGGAUUCUGUUUUUUUGGCAACAGACUAACGUCAAAUUAACCUUUUCUGUGGACAGCAAACUUUGUCAAUGUAUUCAGCUUUGUUUUUACACUUUUUGUGUGUUUUGUGCCUUCUUUCCCUGUAUUGGAUUCAUUUUAGGCAAUUUUGUGAGCGCAUUUUGUUUUAUAAGAACAUUCAACUAAUAUUUUAUUCAGAUUUCGGAAAUCUUGGUUCAUAUUUGUUAAGUGUCUCUGUCUACUUUUUGUACUUUUAUCAUAAUUUAGGCAUAUUCUCAUUUAAUCUGUUUUGCAUUUUUCAACAUGUACAGGUAAAAAUAAAAAAAACGGCUGCGUUA